This is a messenger RNA of Cryptococcus amylolentus CBS 6039, 2033 nucleotides long. RefSeq lists its product as hypothetical. The record is from RefSeq and is a predicted model, not a curated record. NCBI's taxonomy places the organism in Eukaryota, Fungi, Basidiomycota, Tremellomycetes, Tremellales, Cryptococcaceae. Bases 582 to 1649 code for a protein of 355 amino acids. The transcript is spliced from 3 exons.
CCCGCAUUCACCACAAGCGACACCUCAGCCUCGGGCAUUACCCCUUCACACCCCGCCAAGUGCAUCUAUCAUCCAACAACUACUAUUCAACUACUAUCCAAAAUGUUCUUCUCCGCUUAAACAACCCGUCUUCCCAAGAAGAUAACAGUCGUCACCAACAAGGACGUCACCAGAGCCAUCAACAGCCCUCCACUUUAAUUACUACUACCACCUACCCUACCCAAUCCGAACCCCACCCGGUUCCCAUUACCUUUGCCCAUCAUGGCUUCCACCACUUUCUUCCGCCCCGCGAUAGCGCAACAACAACAAACAUCUCAACAACAACAACAACCCCCGUGCUGCCAAGCCCGGUGUCCGAGCCAAUCUCUAAGCCUUUCGUAACCAGUCGAUCGCCCCCGUCUAAAGACGUAAACAUACUAAAGUACAAUCUACCUACUAUCCCGACGCGCCUCCCUCCCCCUCCUACCAGUCGCACUACACCCGUAGAGCCUCCCAAAAAGACGAUAUCACCCCGUCAACCAAGUCUUAUUUCGACUUUGGACCACACUAUCCCUACCACACAAGCCGUAGACGAUCUCGACAUGUCAUUCAUCGACGACAUUGACUGGGACUCGUUUUUGGUGGAGACGGACCUCGGCGAGAAGAUCUCUGCCAACGUCUCCCCCGCCCUCUCCGCUUCCGCUCUGUCCAACUCAACUGAGUCGGACCAGUCGGUCGCGCUCGAGCCCGAGCCUCAGAAUUACAACUUUGGCUUUGGUUUCGGCGGCGCCGCCUUCAACACCUCUUCUCCUACCGGCAUGUCUCACCGCCUCGAGAACAUGCUCUCUCCCGAGACCAUCCAGGCUCAGUUGACCAACUUUGGUUUGUUCUCUGGUUUCGACUCUUCUCCCGAAGUCUUCCCUUCUCAGCCCCUCCCCGCUGCCCCUGUCCAGGAGAACACCGACCUCUACGCUGCCAUCACUCAGUUGGUCGGCAACGCUCCCAUGGCUGUCGAGCCCGCCAACCUUUCGCUCCCCGCUUCGCCCGUCGCUCCCGUUGCGGCCCUCGGUGCCAAGCGAAAGGCCUCUGACGCCAGCGACGAAGGGGCUCCCGCUCCUAAGCGUCGAGGACGACCUCCCGGCACCGGCAAGCCCAAGGCCGCUGUCGCUCCCAAGCGUCGUGUCUCCAAGGCCUCUCCCGCCUCUUCUUCCGUCUCGCCCGCUUCCUCCUCCGAGGCUCUUCCUCUUGACGACUUUGACGACGACAUGUCUCCCGUCAGGCUCACUGCCACUGGCAAGCCAUCCACCGACCGUCCCAAGUCUGUUGUCCCCGCCAAGUUCCUCAAGGACGGUUCCGCCCAGGCUAUCCUGGGUAUGACCAUCCCCGAGAUCAUGUCGUUCCCCACAUACGAGGAGCUCCUGAAAAAGGUCCGACCUGAGCUCGUCGCCGGUGCCACCGAGUUUGGCGAAAAGAUUGCCGACAACCGGGAUAAGGCUAAGGAUGCUGCGAAGAAGUCGCGAGAUGAGAGGAGGGCCAAGAUUGAGAGGGCCGAGUACCUCGAGAGGAGGUGCGAGGAGCUUGAGGGUAAGGUCAGCAACAUGGGGUCUUUCCUCAUGUCGCUUGUCGACCUCAACGUGCUCAGCAAGGAGCAGAUUAGGGCGUUCAUGUAAGGGGAUAAAAAGGUGCGCGGGGUCAGCGCGAAAGAGUCGUCAGAAGUAUUCCUUUUCUCCUUCGAUUUUCCUAUCUCCUUUUUUCAUUACUUUCUUUAUCACCCUCCCACACCCUCACUUCCCCCUCCCCACCCCCUAAUCGUCUAAUCGUCCCACCUCGUAAUGUUCUGCUAUCCAAUGAACCUACUUUUAUUACGUUCGAAAAAUUCGAGUAUCAUGUCUUCUUUUCUUGCGUUGGAAAUAGGAAAGUGCAUAUCACCCCACCCAAAAGGUCAACAAGGGAUUUUCUUUUCUAUCUGUAGAUGGAGAGUCCUCGGACCGAGUCCUAAGGUUUUUUAUUGUUUAUAUGUUUAUAGGAAGCGCAAUAUGCACUUUGCCUGAAAA